This is a messenger RNA of Ictalurus furcatus (blue catfish), 1360 nucleotides long. Its product is annotated as extracellular calcium-sensing receptor-like. Gene Ontology annotation, biological process: G protein-coupled receptor signaling pathway. Gene Ontology annotation, cellular component: membrane. The transcript is spliced from 3 exons. The coding region runs from base 9 to 1334 and encodes 441 amino acids. Gene Ontology annotation, molecular function: G protein-coupled receptor activity. NCBI's taxonomy places the organism in Eukaryota, Metazoa, Chordata, Actinopteri, Siluriformes, Ictaluridae. The record is from RefSeq and is a predicted model, not a curated record.
UUUGAAGAAUGAGAAUGAGUUUCUUGCGCACAUGGUUUCUAUUCACUCAGGUUAGAGCAGCUGAUCCUCCAUGCAGUGUACAAGGGCUGCCCAAUCCUCCUCAACUCAGCAAAGAUGGGGAUGUACUGAUUGGUGGGAUCUUUUCCAUCCACAGCAAAUGGAACCAGCCAGGACAAACAUUCACAUCAGGACCACAGCAAGGAGAAUGCACAAGUUUGAAUCUCAGAGAACUGAAAAAUAUACAAACAAUGGUAUUUUCCAUUGAGGAAAUCAACAGCAGAACCGAUAUUCUUCCUGGCAUCAACUUGGGUUAUAAAAUCUAUGAUACCUGUGGAUCAGUUGAAAUGACCACAAGAGCCUCAUUGUCCUUAGUAAAUGGUGAAAAAAAUAAAACUACAGUGUCCUGCUCUAAAACUGAAACAGUUCAAGCAAUCAUAGGAGAAUCAUCAUCUACCCCCACUAUUGCUAUAUCUGCUACAGUGGGACCUUUACACAUACCUGUGGUCAGUCACGCUGCAUCAUGUGCAUGCUUAAGUGACAAAAAAAACCAUCCAUCUUUCUUCAGAACUGUUCCCAGUGAUUAUUUCCAGAGCAGAGCGUUGGCAAAGCUCGUCAAAUAUUUUGGAUGGACAUGGGUAGGGGGCCUAUACAGUAAUAAUGUUUAUGGGAUGAAUGGCAUAAAUGAAUUUAUCAAUUCAGCAAAAAAAGAGGGAAUCUGUGUUGAGUAUUCCAAUGCAAUCUUAAGGACAGACUCCAGAGAAAAAAUUCUGAAAGUAGUUGAGAUUAUCAAGGCUUCAACCUCCAAAGUUAUUGUAGCUUUUGUCUCAUACUCUGACAUGGGGGUUCUUUUAAAGGAAAUGGCCUUACAGAACAUGACAGGGUUUCAGUGGAUUGGAAGUGAGUCUUGGAUUUCUGAUUUAAACCCUGCCAAUGUUCAAUGGCAGCAUGUUCUAAAAGGGUCUUUGGGUUUUGCUAUCCCAAAAGCUGAAAUCACUGGCCUUGGGGAAUUUCUGACUAAGCUUAAUCCAGCUUCUGAUAUAGCUAUUUACAAAGAGUUGUGGGAGACAGUAUUUCAGUGUAAACUUUCAACACAAGAAAAUGUUGAGAUGAAACAAUUGUGCAAGAGCAACGAAAGUCUCACUCAAGUUCAAAACCUUUAUACAGAUGUUUCAGACUUACGACUUGCAAAUAAUGUUUAUAAGGCUGUUUAUGCUGUGGCUUAUGCCCUUCAUAGCAGUUAUGGAUGUUCAAAGAGGGACAGUGGACAAGGUGCUGAUGUGUGUACAAACCUUGCAGAUAACCAGCAACCAUGGAAGGUAAGUGUAACAAAAUAGACUCGUGAAAAUAAUAUUCACACUUA